AUGUAUAGCAAAGCGCCGGGGUUCGUCAACUGGAAACCAUUAACUGCUCUUGCAUAUGCAAUGGAGCAAUCAACGGUGGCAAGCCCAUGGCUGCUGCUUCUCUGCCUCGCCGCUGCCGCCACGGCCGGCGCACACCUAGCUCGUGCCCAGCCGGACAUCAACGGUUUCAUAAGCAUAGACUGCGGCCUGCCGGAGAAUGCCGCUGGCUACGUGGACAACACGACGAAGCUGCGGCUCACCGGGGACGCUGGCUUCAUCGAUGCAGGCACUAACCAUAACAUCUCUGCCGAGUACAUCACCCCGAGGCUGGCUCGGGGCUGGCACACCGUGCGCAGUUUCCCUGUCGGCGAGCGCAACUGCUACACGCUCCGGCCACUUGUGUUGCCGGGGCCCAAGUAUCUCGUCCGCGCCAUGUUCAAGUAUGGCAACUACGAUGGUCUUGACAUGCUUCCCAUCUUUGACCUUCACCUCGGGGUUAACUAUUGGAAGACGGUGAACAUCUCGGAUGCAAGCUCACCGGUGAUGGAGGAAGUCAUCGCCGUUGUCCCAGGCGGCUCCGUGCAGGUGUGCCUGGUGAACACCGGCUCCGGAACGCCGUUCAUUUCCAGCCUGAGCCUAAGGCCCCUCACCAAAGCGCUCUACCCGCAGGCUAACGCGACACAGGGGCUGCGAAACAUAUACAGCAACAGUAUAUAG
Messenger RNA from Triticum aestivum (bread wheat), 696 nucleotides. RefSeq names its product probable LRR receptor-like serine/threonine-protein kinase At4g29180. The coding region runs from base 1 to 696 and encodes 231 amino acids. The record is from RefSeq and is a predicted model, not a curated record. NCBI's taxonomy places the organism in Eukaryota, Viridiplantae, Streptophyta, Magnoliopsida, Poales, Poaceae. The transcript is spliced from 3 exons.